This is a messenger RNA of Echinostoma caproni, 762 nucleotides long. The record is from the annotation of a GenBank genome assembly. Lineage: Eukaryota; Metazoa; Platyhelminthes; Trematoda; Plagiorchiida; Echinostomatidae.
AUGAGCAAACAUUACAGUAGAACCAAUGACAAUGCAAUAGCCCAAGAAGGUGAUCCAGGUGUUCGGGGUCAUGCUGGUCGACCGGGUGCAGUCGGUCCUCGUGGGCCACCAGGAGCACCUGGUCCGGAAGGUGUACGCGGUAUUCCAGGUAUUCCCGGUGACCCAGGUCCCAAGGGUAUUGCUGGUGACAAAGGUAUUCCCGGCGUGCCUGGCGUCGACGGUCUGAAGGGUGCUGCCGGCAUCAAAGGUCCAAAAGGUUAUCCGGGAGACGAAGGAUGCUGUGGUGCAAAAGGACCAAAAGGUUUGAAGGGAACACCCGGAGGUUACGGAUACGAUGGACUCUUAGGUGAUAAAGGUUUUAAAGGUCAAAAGGGUGAUAAAGGUGAACCGGCACCUUUCGACAGCGAGGCUGGAAUGGGUCAACCAGGUCCGAAAGGUGAGCCCGGCAUGCCAGGACCAAAAGGUGCCCGUGGCCAAAUGGGUGCCAAAGGUGAACGGGGUCCACACGGUCCAAAAGGUUACGAGGGUCCCAAAGGCGAACGUGGUGAUAUGGGUCUGAAGGGUCCCAAAGGUGAAACGCCACAACCGAUUGUCCCUCCCUAUCCGGACAAAGGAAGCAAAGGUAUGAAAGGUGAAAAAGGCACAUCGUACGACGAGACACCACUUAAAGGUCAAAUUAUUGGCAAAAAGGGUAUUGCUGGUCUGCCUGGCUUACGUGGUGAUCCGGGAGAUGCUGGUGAAAAAGGAUAUCGCGUGAGUUAA